Messenger RNA from Girardinichthys multiradiatus, 3110 nucleotides. It is a transcript of the gene lrit1a, whose product is annotated as leucine-rich repeat, immunoglobulin-like and transmembrane domains 1a. The transcript is spliced from 4 exons. The record is from RefSeq and is a predicted model, not a curated record. Bases 214 to 2169 code for a protein of 651 amino acids. Gene Ontology annotation, cellular component: endoplasmic reticulum membrane. Gene Ontology annotation, molecular function: protein binding. NCBI's taxonomy places the organism in Eukaryota, Metazoa, Chordata, Actinopteri, Cyprinodontiformes, Goodeidae.
UCAAAAUGAAACGAACGCCAGUUCUUUUCCUAAUCCCACUCUAUCCUUUUUAUCUCGGGACUCUCAGCAUUCUGAUCACUAUGGGACAACGAAGCGGCGGAACAAAGCCAUGCGGGCGAUAGUACGUUAGAAAGAAAAAGUAAGUUUAUUUGAUUUAAGCGAGGCGCAAACUGGGCGCGCAGGCACACUGCGUAUGCGUAAAAGUGGGCCAAAAUGUUCCUCGUCCUGCUCCUGGGGCUCUGCCUGGCCACGCUGGAACUUUUCUCCCCAGUGAGCUCAUGCCCUUCGCAGUGCAGCUGUUUUUACCAUAACUUGAGUGACGGAUCCAAGGCCAGAAGCGUGAUAUGCAAUGAUCCCGAUAUAUCUCUUGUGCCAGUCGGGUUCCCUGUUGACACAUCCAAACUGCGGAUUGAGAAAACAGCCAUCCAGCAGAUCCCAAGUGAAGCCUUCAGCUACCUCUCCAAUCUGGAAUUCCUCUGGAUGUCUUUCAACACCCUCUCAGCUCUGAGCCCGGAAAGCUUUCGGGGACUGUUUAACCUGGAAGAGCUUCGUCUGGAUGGGAAUACCCUCACUGCCUUUCCCUGGGAGUCUCUCAUAGAUAUGUCCAGUCUCAGACUCCUAGAUUUGCACAACAACCAGCUCACCUCGCUGCCCGCGGAAGCCACCACUUACAUCAAGAACCUCACCUACCUGGACUUGUCCAGCAACAGCCUGCUGACCCUGCCCAUGGAGGUGCUGACCAACUGGCUGGCUGCGAAGCCCUUGCAGGGCCCAGAGAGCUCCAAGAUGAUACUUGGUCUCCAUGACAACCCCUGGGUGUGUGACUGCCGACUCUAUGACCUGGUCCAGUUCCAGAAGUCUCCCACUCUUUCUGUGGCAUUUAUUGACACAAGACUCCGCUGUUCAUCACCAGAGAGCUUCUCAGGGGUCUUGUUCAGCGAUGCGGAGCUGCGGCAGUGUCAGCUUCCACGUAUCCACACAGCAGUGGCACGAGUACGGAGCGCUGUUGGGAACAACGUUCUGCUCCGCUGUGGGACUAUUGGGGUACCAGUGCCAGAUCUGACGUGGCGUAGGGCUGAUGGACAAAUGCUUAAUGGAACAGUCCAACAGGAAACAUCUAAGGAAGGAAUCACCUGGUCCAUCCUCAGUGUCCCAGCUGUGUCCUAUAGCGAUUCAGGGAAAUUCAUCUGCAAGGCAUCUAACUACGCAGGGAAUGCAGAGGCUGUAAUUUCUCUUGUUGUCUCUAGCCCACCAAGACCAGAAGGGAACCAAACAAACACAGACAAGAAGUCUAAAGUCAAGAAGCCAAACCCAGUGGGUAAAGCAGCCUACCAGGAGAAACUGGUGGCCAGAUAUGUAGUUCCAACUUCCACCUCAUCACCUUUGGCUGCUAUGGAUUCUGACAUGUUACCUGCUGCUGGCCCUGAUCCUCAACAGGUCAGAUACAUCCUAACUGAUGCAGCCACCCAGGAUCCCUCCACCUCCCCCAACUCAGAUGCACUACUGGAUCUGGAAAAGACUAAUCUCAGCAAUCUAGCAACGAACACUUCAUCCUUACAGCAGGACCCUGACAGGGUGGUACGCUCAGUGAAGGUGGUGGGUGACACGGACAAUACAAUAUCUCUGAAUUGGAGGGCACCUAAAGCAAAAAACACAACCGCUUUCAGUGUGCUGUAUGCUGUGUUUGGAGAGCGGGACAUGAGAAAGAUAAAUGUUGGAGCGGGGCAAAGCCGUGUAACUAUAGACGGGUUGGUGCCCAGGACCAAGUACAUUGCCUGCGUGUGCGUGAAAGGGCUGAUUCCCAAGAAAGAACAGUGUGUGAUAUUUUCCACUGAUGAAGCAGCUAGUGCAACUGGCACCCAAAAGCUGAUCAAUGUGAUUGUGAUCACCGUGGCCUGUAUCAUUGCAGUCCCACUCACUGUCAUUGUCUGUUGCGGGGCAUUGAAGAGACGCAUUAAAAAGUACUGGGGAAAGAAAUCAAAAGACAUCCAAGACUCAUACGUGACUUUUGAAACACUAUCCCCUGGCACAAAGGCCAAAGGGCUCGAGGGCGAGUACUUAAACAGACUGAACCAAGAAGAGUCUAACAGGCUGCUGUCAGCCCGCUCCAGCCUGGACUCCGAGUCAACAGCAAAGAUAGAGGGACAGCCUAAUGAGUACUUCUGCUGACGUCAUGCUCCAGCUCUGGCUCCUGCUCCACGCCAUCUUCCUCGCACUCACCCGCAUCCACAUCUGUGCAGCAAUCAGAAGCCCAAUGCCCAUCAGCACCAUUUUCAUCACCGCCCACAUCUCCGCUCACAUCCAUAUCCCCAGCACUACUCCUACUCUGACCCUACACAACAUCCUAACAUCAAUCCCCCUCCCACACGCGCCCAUACGCCCACGCCGUGGGAUUCCCCUCCACCGGUUCCUCCUCGCUGGAUAAUGCCACCAACUCCACCACCACAGAGACCCAACUUCUAUCAAAGGACUUUUGCACGCUGCACAAUAAUGGAAAUCUCAGUUUAAAGAAACUGGAUAGUUGCAGAAAAUUUUAUUCCUCUUGCAGAUUAUCAGUGGACUGUUGUGCAGCUGUCCAUCCAUAAUAGCUUUUGUGAGUAGAAAGACAUUAGCAUCACAGGAACUAUAUAGAGAAAAAGUAAAAUUUGCACAACCCAGUGAUAAAACCUUUUCAACCUAACCUGAUUUAAAGGGAAAACAACAGUACACACUCCAUUGUUUAUAUUAUAACGUAUGUAUGUGCAUGAUUUGUAAUUGUCCAGUGAAUGUUGUACACUUACAUAUACAGUUAAUUCUGUGCCUCUGUCUAUAUCUGUCAUAUGUUCACAGAGAAGAUAUACACAUAGGCAUGGUUCAACACUGGUAAAUGGAGGGCAGCUGGAGCUGGAGAGAAGUACAAAAAGGACUGAACUUACUGAACUAUGACACAUUGUAAAUAAGAUGGAAUGAAAAGUAAAAUCAUUUUUAUUCCCCAGCAAUGGAAACAUAGAAAAAUUUAAAUAUUCAUUUAAUGCCAGCUAGAGGCAUAUUAACCUCAUUUAAUGUAGAUCUGCUCAUUCCGAUCGCACCACACAUUUAAAAAAGAUUAAAUAAACUUUUAUAUAAAUUUA